Messenger RNA from Dimorphilus gyrociliatus, 2130 nucleotides. Lineage: Eukaryota; Metazoa; Annelida; Polychaeta; Dinophilidae. The record is from the annotation of a GenBank genome assembly.
GAAACAUACAGAAUUAGCGCAAUAUUGGUAUACUAUUUGUAAGUUUGAGGAAACAACCGAUAAAGUAAGAUAAAUUGAUCUCACAGCUUGAAAUCUUUGGUAUAUAUCAUUAUUUAGAUAAAUUUUCAUGUUUUGAAUAAUAAAUUACACUGAUUUUCUCAGCUGUAAGCUUACAAAAUGUCAGAUUCCGAACUGAGCGAUAGUGAAGAUGGAAAUCUGUUUAAAAUUCUUUUAGCUACUGAUAUUCAUAUUGGUCAAGGGGAAAAAGAUGCUGAAAUUGCAGAUGAUGCCAUAAACACGUUUGAGGAAAUUCUGCACAUAGCUGUUGAAAAAGAGGUAGAUUUUGUCUUACUGGGGGGAGACCUGUUUCAUGAAAACAAACCUUCUCGAAGAUGUGUUGUUAAGACAAUGGAGCUACUUAGAAGGUUUUGUAUUGGAGAUAAAGAAGUUAACUUCAAAAUGGUUUCUGAUCCAUCUUUAAACUUUUCACAAUCAAAAUUUCCAGUCGCUAAUUUUGACGAUGAAUCCUUAAACAUUUCAUUGCCGAUUUUCUCCAUUCAUGGAAAUCAUGAUGAUCCAACUGGUGUUGAUAACCUCUGCGCUCUAGACGAACUCUCAACGGCUGGACUAAUCAAUUUAUUUGGUAAACAGACAAGUUUAGAAGAAGUUAACAUGUCACCUGUAUUACUUAAGAAAAAGAAUUGCUUAUUAGCCUUGUAUGGACUUGGAGCAAUGAGAGAUGAGCGUCUCCAUCGUUUAUUUACACAGCAAAAAGUGCACUUUAUGAGACCAAAAGAGAAUAUGGAAGAAUGGAUGAACGUUUUCGUGAUACAUCAAAACAGAGUUUCACACGGCCCAACCAACUAUAUUCCUGAAAAGUUUUUACCCAACUUUCUUGAUCUAGUGUUUUGGGGUCAUGAACAUGAAUGUCAAAUAAGUCCUAUGUUCAACAGUGAGCAGGACUUUUACGUUAUACAACCCGGAUCCUCGGUUGUUACGCAAUUGGCUGAAGGAGAAACUGUUGAUAAGCACGUAGCAUUAAUGCAGGUGAAACCUGGGCGUAACUUUAAUAUCACACCAAUACCCCUAAAAUCAACAAGACCUUUCAUAAUGAGAGAUCUAGUACUAUCUGAAACAAGAAUAGAACCUUUCCAUCCAAAAGUCAAUGAAAAAGUUGAGAAGUACUGCACAAAAGUAGUAAAUGAAAUGAUUGAAGAGUCUAAAAACAAAAUAACUGGACAUCGCAAGCAACCUCAAAAACCCCUCAUUCGAUUGCGUGUGGACUUUUCUGGAGGAUAUGAUCCGUUUAGUUUUCCUAGAUUUGGUCAAAGAUUCGUUCAUGAAGUUGCAAAUCCUAGGGAUAUUGUAAAAUCUUUUAAGAAGGCAAAAGAAGCAAAAAGAAGAGAAAAAAACUCUGAAGUUAAAAUUGAUUUGGAAUAUAAACCAGAAAAACUUGAAACAGCUACAGUGGAAGGCGUAAUAAAAGAGCACUUUCAAAAGUCUGAAAAAAAUCUAUUGCUCUUGACCGAGAAGAUGAUGAAUAUUGCUUUAAAUGCUUUUGUUGUGAAACAAGAAAAAGAUGCUUUGAUGGUUACAAUAAAUCACGUAUUAGAAACUACUGAAAAGAAACUCAUAGCAGAUGAUGCAAAUCUUGCUAACAUAAGAAAUGAAUUGGUUAGAAUGAGCAAGAAGAAAAAGAAAAAAAAGGAAACUGAUAGCGAGGAAAGCGAUGCCAAUGAUGAAAAUGACUUAGAAAAGUUAUUACAGGAAAAAUCGCAGAAGGGAUAUGCAAUGGAGGACAGCGACAUUGAAGUGUCUCCGGAGAUGACCAGUAAAAGAGGGGUGUCAGCUAGAAGAGGACGGAGUAAAUCACAGCGUUCGCCUGAUGAUGAUUUGUUUAGCGAAGUUGUGGAGCCUCCAAAGCGAGGUAGAAGAGGCUCAAGAGGUGGAAGAGGAACAAGAGGCCGAGGAAAGCGAGGAGGUGUACAACAACGCCUUGAUUCUAUGCUGGGUACAAGUACUUCCAGUGCUACUCCCCCAAAAAGGAAAAUUGUGGACAUUGGAGACAGUUCAGAUGAAGAUGAUGCCUUUGCAGGCGUUCAAGUUUUGACCAGAAAAAAAGGAAAGUAA